This is a messenger RNA of Aspergillus japonicus CBS 114.51, 3096 nucleotides long. Its product is annotated as snoRNA-binding rRNA-processing protein NOP14. Gene Ontology annotation, biological process: maturation of SSU-rRNA. Lineage: Eukaryota; Fungi; Ascomycota; Eurotiomycetes; Eurotiales; Aspergillaceae. Gene Ontology annotation, cellular component: Noc4p-Nop14p complex; small-subunit processome; nucleolus. The transcript is spliced from 2 exons. Bases 61 to 2847 code for a protein of 928 amino acids. The record is from RefSeq and is a predicted model, not a curated record.
CGGAGUUCCACCUCCGAUCACAGUGAGCGGACGUCGACAACUCCUUUACACGCCCCAACGAUGCCGCCGUCGCAGUUGAAGCAGCUUAAGGCUUCUCUUCGAGAUGGAGGAUUGCUGGGCCCACAGCAGUCCAAGAAGCAAAAGCAGCAGAAUGCAAAGUCCGGUGUUGCCGCGCAGAACCGUAUUCAGCGCAACAACGCCUUGCAGGCCAUCCGCGAUCGAUUCAAUCCGUUCGAGAUCAAGACUACUUCGCGCCCGAAGUUUGAUGUAACUACCCGCGAUGUGCCGAAGAAGAAUGCCGGGCAGGCCAGACCUGGUGUGACCAAGUCUCACGGUGAAGAGAAGAGGCGCCAAACCCUUCUCCAGGAGAUGAACCGGCGCAACAAAGUUGGCGGUAUUCUCGAUCGUCGUUUCGGUGAGGACGAUCCGACGAUGACGCCGGAGGAGAGAGCGGCCGAGCGAUUCGCCAGACAAAGCCAAAAGAAAUUGAGGAAGGAAUCUAUGUUCAAUCUUGAGGAUGAUGACGAGGAGUUUCAGCUUACUCACAUGGGAGAAUCUCUGUCCUUCGGAGAGGGUGUCAACCUAGAUGAUUUCCAGGAGGGCGAUCUGGGGGCAGAGGAGGACAACGAUGAUGAGGAGUUGCCCAGGAAGAGGAAACGGAUGUUGGAGGAUGAUGACGACGAUGCUGAUCUGGCGGACAUGAUCUACGAUGACGAAGAGGGAGAAGAACAGCCUGAGCGAAAGAAGUCGAAAAACGAGGUCAUGAAGGAGGUUAUCGCCAAGUCGAAAUUCUACAAGCUCGAACGGCAAAAGGCCAAAGAAGAUGAUGAUGACCUCAGAGAAGAGCUCGACAAGGGACUUCCCGAUCUGUUUGACAUGCUGAGGGGCGUCAAGCCACCAGCCAAGCCAGAGCCCCCUAAGGAUGAUCUAGCGGCAAUGAAUCCCGAGCGGGCCGCGAUAUUACAAGGGAAAACCCCCGAUGAUGCCGAAAAAGAGUACGAUCAGCGCUUAAAGCAGUUAACCUUCGACAAGCGGUCCGCGCCCACUGAUCGUACCAAGACUGCCGAGGAACAGGCCGAGGAGGAGGCUCAGCGCCUGAAGACUCUUGAAGAAGAGCGACUUCGACGUAUGCGUGGCGAGGAGUCAAGCGAAUCCGAAGCCGAGGUGACGGAGGAAGAUGAAGAUGAAGAUGGGGACGGCGAAGGAUCAGACGAUGAGUCAGUCUUCGACGACGCAAAGGCUUUCGGCUUGCAACAGCCUACCGAGACGAUCACUCGUCCUGAGCUUGGGGUCGAAGACGAAGAUGAUUUCAUUAUCGAUGACGAUCUUGUGGAGACGAGGUCAGAUGUGAGUCUGUCUUUCGAUGAGGAAGAGGACAUGGAAUCCGGUGAAGGCUCGGAGGAAGAGGAAGACGAAGAUGAGCAAGAUGACGAGCUUAUCAACGGACUUUCGAUUCCUGGACUCGACGAUGGAAAUGCCACAGCAGCGGCAAACGGCGCAAAAGAGGUCAGCGAUGGACUGGCAUUUACAUAUCCUUGCCCCGGCAGCCAUGAAGAAUUCCUAGAGAUCAUCAAAGAUGUUCCAAUGCAGGAUCUCCCAACCGUCAUUCAACGGAUUCGAGCCCUGCAUCACCCCCGUCUUCAUAGCGACAACAAGACGAAGCUCAGCCGCUUUGCUGGCAUUCUCGUUCAACACGUCGCAUAUAUGGCUGAGCUAUCGGACCACCCUCCUUUCUCAAUCGUGGAGAACAUCCUCCGUCAUAUCCACUCUAUGGCCAAGAGCCACCCUGAAAGCGUUUGCCAGGCUUACAGAGCCCACUUGCGCCAGAUUGCGACUGAUCGCCCUCUGAACCUUCGCCCCGGCGACCUGCUUAUCCUAACUGGAAUUGCGACCACUUUCCCAACUUCUGACCAUUUCCAUGCCAUCGCAACGCCCGCCCAUCUCUGCAUUGCCAGGUACUUGGGCCAGGGUGCUGUCAACACCCUUAACAACUUUGCAACGGGCGCCUACGCAGCCAGUCUCUGCCUGCAAUACCAGGCCAUCUCGAAGCGCUACAUGCCAGAAUUCAUCAACUACUCACUGAACGUCCUUUACCACCUCAGUCCGGAGGAGCAGACCGACGCAUCCGCUCUGGGAUUCUUUCCCUCCCGGAGCCCAUCCGCGUCUCUCCAACUGAAUCUUUCUUCCAAGCCCAUCUCUUCCCGCAGACUUCGAUUCUGGGACGUGGCGGAUGCGCCUGAAGAUGACGAGCAACUCAAGCUCUCCAUCAUCAACACCCUUGUCAACCUUCUUUCCUCCGCCUCCGAUAUCUGGUCUGGCAAGUCCGCCUACACCGAGAUUUUCUCCCCUGUAGAGAAAGUCCUCUCCUCCCUUUUCCAAGCUCUCGACAUCACAACGAAGGGCAAGGGUAAAGCCAGCAAGAACCUCAUCCCCUCCUCCGUGCUCGAUGCUUUCAAGUCGACCCUCGACAAGAUCACCGCACAACUCUCCCAAGCCCGCCAAGCCCGUCGGCCCCUACUCCUCCAUAACCAUAGGCCCCUCGCUAUCAAGACUGCGAUUCCCAAGUUCGAGGAAACCUUCAACCCCGACAAGCACUAUGAUCCCGACCGCGAGCGCGCGGAGGCCAAUCGUCUCAAGGCGGAAUACAAGCGCGAGCGCAAGGGUGCCAUGCGCGAGCUCCGCAAGGACGCCAACUUCAUCGCACGCGAGAAGCUGCGCGAGAAGAAGGAGCGCGAUGCGGAGUACGAACGCAAGUACAAGCGCCUCGUGGCUGAGGUGCAGAAUGAGGAGGGCAGGGAGGCGAAUGCUUAUGAGAGAGUCAAGAGGAUGCGACAGGGCAAGCGGUGAUCACGACGAUCUUGGCGCCUCUUUUCCCCGACUCCAUUACAUGGUUGCAUCUUUCUCCUUCGCUGGUUUUGGCCUCAAAUGUGUCUCUUGCAAGCCGGUCUUGGAUGCGUGGAUGGGUGGAUUGCUGCCGGGGUCUCGCCUCUGCGUCCCACCCAACAUCCUGGAGUAUGCUCUGGCACAUCUAUGUAUAUAUCCACCAUUUUCUUUUAUAUCUACUACAGUAUUUUAUCGACGGUGUUGGGCAGAUAG